CGGUUAGUGGCACUCGGACCUGUGAAGUGGUUGUGGGCUAGGGCUGCUACGGAUGAUAGAUAUAGCUGAUCGCCCCGACAAACUCGCCUUCAUCCCCACACACAGCACUUGACGGCCGCUCUGUGUCCAUGAACGUCGCACACACCUCGUUUAUCUUCCUGCUGUUGACCACCCUUACCUGUGUCUUGUUGUCCGCCGCCGCUGCGGCGACAGCAUGCGAUGGCAUCAAGCAUUCAUCCACUAGAAGCAUAAGCCCUACCAAUUGUACCGUCUGCAGCGACAAUCCAAGCCCAGGUCAGCUAAGAAUCGAACCACGCUGCUACGUCCAUCACUCUGACACAUUGUUGAUAUACCAGAGGAGCCUAUUCGAUUCCGUGAAUGACGACCCCUCGCUCCCACCCCUGCUAUACCCCAUGGACACGCAAGUCUGCCACGCACCGCCCGCGAUGCUGCCACUAGUCGUGCCUCACCGCAACCGCCCUCCGCACCCAGCGUCCUCCGCUGUCAUCUCCGUCCCACCUGACGGAAACGAGAGCAGCUCGCAGCUCGCCGCCCUCCUCCGGGCGUGCAGCCUGUGGGAGCUCGUCAGCCUCGCCUCUGCGGUGGCGUGGCUCUUCGUGUGCAUCGCCACCUAGCUAGCGCGAGGCCCGGGGCGCGGACGCGGACAUCCUCGUUAUGUGAAGAUGGCCGCGGGCGUGGGCGGAGAUGACACGGGGCGUUGGAGCGUACAUAAUGAUCCGCUUUCCGUUCGUGCUGCAGCUGCAGCCCGGGCAGGCGCACCACGUUUUCCCCAUGUAUUAGCACUGUAUUGCCUCUCGGCCUUCUCCCCGCGCGAGUCUGUUUUCUUACCCUGGUGCGCGUGGUGAUCGGUGCGCAGCCAACGUGUAUCCCC
Molecule: messenger RNA, 892 nt
Organism: Trametes versicolor FP-101664 SS1
Lineage: Eukaryota; Fungi; Basidiomycota; Agaricomycetes; Polyporales; Polyporaceae
Exons: 3
Coding region: 129-635 (168 amino acids)
Source: RefSeq, a predicted model, not a curated record